Messenger RNA from Aspergillus affinis, 1377 nucleotides. Its product is annotated as NAD(P)/FAD-dependent oxidoreductase. The transcript has 3 exons. Gene Ontology annotation, cellular component: cytoplasm. Bases 1 to 1377 code for a protein of 458 amino acids. Gene Ontology annotation, molecular function: oxidoreductase activity. NCBI's taxonomy places the organism in Eukaryota, Fungi, Ascomycota, Eurotiomycetes, Eurotiales, Aspergillaceae. The record is from RefSeq and is a predicted model, not a curated record.
AUGAAAGCCUCACUCCCUUUUGCCAAUUCUACCCUCUCCAUCUGGCAUCGCACCACGCGCUCGUUCCCCUAUCUUCAUGCCAAUCGAUCAAUCAAUGUUCCGCCAUCCACCAAGUACCUUAUCAUCGGAUCUGGGAUCUCCGGGGCCCUGACGGCGUAUGAGCUAAUUCGGACCGGCGUUAGGGGGGAGGAUAUCUUGAUUCUGGAAGCGCGAGAAGCUGUCUCCGGGGCGACCGGGCGAAAUGCUGGCCAUAUUCGACCAGAUGCCUUUCGCGGCUUUCCUGGUUAUGCCGCGGUGCACGGACCGGAGCAGGCUAGAAAGAUACUGGAAAAUGAGAGAGUCGUUCUAGAAAGAGUACGUGAAUUUGUCACAGCAAAUGAUGUCGACUGUGAUUUCAAGUACACCAACACAUUCGAAGUCUGUCUUUCGGAGGAUAUUGUGAAUGGCUCAGCCAAGGCUCUCGCAGAAUAUGAGGCCGCCGGGGGGGAUAUCUCCCAUAUCAGUGUCUUUGAAGGCCAGGAUGCCAAAGAAAGAACUAGAGUUCGCAAUGCUUUGUCCGCCUACGAGUCACCGGCUGCAUCGAACCAUCCGGGGAAGCUGUGUCAGUGGAUCUUAUCCGACGUGGUCAGUAAGGGGGUCAAGUUGUGGACACAUUGCCCUGCUAUUCAAGUCGACAAAAGUCCAAACUCCACAGAAGGUCGAUGGAAUGUGUAUACUUCACGUGGAACAAUAAAUGCUGAGACCGUAAUCCAUUGCACCAAUGCUUAUGCAGCCUACUUAGUGCCUGAGCUGAGUCAAUUCAUCCGUCCACGCCGGAUACAAGGCCACGCGUUUAUACCGAGGCUUUCCCUUUCUGGCAGUGACUCGCUGCAGCAUACCAUGGCCCUCCGAUACGGGUCCGAGCACUUCUUCUCCGUCAACUCCUUGCUCAAUGGCACAAUACUACUAGGCGGGUCGGGGACCAGAACUAGCUCUCCUGACAAGGGUGACCUGUCCAUCAAUGCAGCCACCUUCGACGAUACGGGUUACAGCAAGCACAUCGCUGAAAAUAGCACGAGAGAAUUUUGCGAAUUGUCACAGGAUCCAGGGACCGAGCCGCUUCGCCAUGGCGAAGGAUUGGACCACGUCUGGACGGGGAUCAUUGGCGUGACGCCGGAUAAAAUUCCUCUGGUUGGAUCCAUUGAGGGUCUUGAGGGCCAGUGGAUUUGUGCGGGUUUCAACGGACAUGGUAUGGCAGGGAUCUUCACAUGCGCCCCGGGGCUGGUGAAGCUGAUCAAUGGCCAGUCAUGGGAUGAGACUGGAUUGCCCGAGUGUUUUCAAUACAGCAAAGAACGCAUCGACAAAUUCACCGAAAGCCAGAUUAAGAGCUUCCUAUGA